UCAACAUGAUCCCCAUUGUGCUGGCCUCAGUCCUCAUUGCUAGUGCCCUUGGGUGCGGCACCCCACCCAUUGAGCCCCUGACUUCCCGUGUGGUCAAUGGAGUAGAUGCCAAGCCCUACAGCUGGCCCUGGCAGAUCUCUCUGCAGUACGAGAGGGGUGGUGUAUGGAGGCACACUUGUGGAGGAUCUCUGAUUGCUGCCAACUGGGUCAUGACUGCUGCCCACUGCAUCAACACCAAGCUCUCCUACAGAGUGUUUGUGGGCAAAUACAACCUGGUUGAGGAAGAGGCUGGCUCCCAGGCCAUCCUGCCCGAGAAGAUCAUCGUCAAUGAGAAAUGGAACCCCAUCUUCGUGGCCCUCGGUAAUGACAUUGCCCUCAUUAAGCUGUCAGAGUCUGUGACUUUGAGCAACCAGGUGCAGUUGGCAUGUAUCCCUCCUGCUGGCAAUGUGCUGCCCAACGGCUACCCCUGCUACAUCACCGGAUGGGGCAGGCUUUACACCGGAGGCCCCAUAGCUGAUAAGCUGCAGCAGGCUUUGAUGCCUGUGGUUGACCAUGCCAUCUGCUCCCAGCCUGACUGGUGGGGUAUUGCUGUCAGGACCACCAUGGUCUGUGCCGGUGGGGAUGGACUUGUGGCCGGAUGCAACGGCGAUUCCGGUGGCCCCCUUAACUGUAAGAACACCGAGGGUGUCUGGGAGGUCCAUGGCAUUGCCAGCUUCGUCUCUGGCCUUGGCUGCAACUAUGAGAAGAAACCCACAGUCUUCACCCGUGUCUCCGCUUUCAACGAAUGGAUCGACAAGGUUAUGAUGAACAACUAA
This is a messenger RNA of Xiphias gladius (swordfish), 815 nucleotides long. RefSeq names its product elastase 3 like (gene ela3l). The coding region runs from base 6 to 815 and encodes 269 amino acids. Gene Ontology annotation, biological process: proteolysis. Gene Ontology annotation, molecular function: serine-type endopeptidase activity. The transcript is spliced from 8 exons. Lineage: Eukaryota; Metazoa; Chordata; Actinopteri; Istiophoriformes; Xiphiidae. The record is from RefSeq and is a predicted model, not a curated record.